Messenger RNA from Meira miltonrushii, 600 nucleotides. Its product is annotated as supernatant protein factor, C-terminal domain-containing protein. Gene Ontology annotation, cellular component: COPII-coated ER to Golgi transport vesicle; endoplasmic reticulum; endoplasmic reticulum-Golgi intermediate compartment. NCBI's taxonomy places the organism in Eukaryota, Fungi, Basidiomycota, Exobasidiomycetes, Exobasidiales, Brachybasidiaceae. The transcript is spliced from 2 exons. The record is from RefSeq and is a predicted model, not a curated record. Gene Ontology annotation, biological process: protein retention in ER lumen; endoplasmic reticulum to Golgi vesicle-mediated transport; intracellular protein transport. The coding region runs from base 1 to 600 and encodes 199 amino acids.
AUGAUGCGACUUUGCAUCAUAUCGAUAGUAUGCAUCCUUCUUAGUCUGCUGGCAGGCUCAACACAAGCGCAUAUGAUCGAAUUAGCACCUAGCGGAGAAGAAUGUUUCUUUGAAGAUCUUAAUCCGGGAGAUCAAAUGACAUUAACUUAUCAAGUUGGAGGUGGUGGGAAUUUAGACGUGGACGUGAUCCUAACAGAUCCAAAUCAUGAUAAGCUAUUUGAACUUCAACGAAAAGAUACAGGAACUUAUAGUCUUACGGCAGCACAUUCAGGUCGAUACACGUAUUGCUUCAGCAACAAAUUCAGCCAUGUUUCCGAUAAGACUGUCAGCUUCAACGUACAUGGAAUCAUCUAUGUUCCGGAUGAUGGCGAAAUGCUACCGAUCGAAAGAGAGAUUCGUGACCUUGCCGCCGGUCUACAAGCAAUCAAAGAUGAACAAGAAUAUCUUGUGAUUCGUGAACGUGUUCAUAGAAAUACUGCCGAAUCGACAUUCUCCCGCGUGAAAUGGUGGUCAGUCAUACAAGCAUUCCUCUUGAUCGGAGCUUGUUCAUUCCAAGUGUACUUUGUUAAACGACAAUUCGAAGUCAGACGGGUCAUAUGA